UGUAGUUGAAUGGCAUUGUGGUCUUGGUCCGCCCAUCAGCUGAUGAUUGUACUGGGCUGCUUACCGAAGUCAUUCAAAAACGAAAUUCACCUACUUUAAGUUCAGCUACGUGUCAUAUAAGUAAAUUGACGUCAUUUUAUAUCCGUUCAUCGUGGUCAAGUAUCGAUAGCUAGUCAACUGAACCUCUCCUCUUUAUCAUAACAUAGUUUAUGCGUGACCGAGCAGUUUAAAGACUGGCGAAACCUAACCAACUGAGUGGUCUUCAGCGAUAAAUGCCUGUGUGCAUACCCCUCCAUUGAUCCUUCCGACCCCUUCGUUUGAUCCUACAAUGAAAGCGCUAAUCCUGGUUGGAGGUUAUGGAACUAGGCUCCGGCCGCUCACACUGAGCGUGCCGAAGCCUCUGGUCGAGUUCGCCAACAAGCCGAUUUUGCUGCACCAAGUCGAGGCCUUGGUGAAGGCUGGAGUCAGUCACGUGAUCCUUGCUGUAAGCUACAUGUCUGAAUUGUUGGAGAGAGAGAUGCGGGCACAGGAAGAGAGGCUUGGAAUCCGGAUCUCCCUUUCCCAUGAGAAGGAGCCGCUUGGAACAGCCGGACCCCUGGCCCUGGCCAGGGAGCUGCUGACGGACAACGCCGAGCCCUUCUUCGUGCUCAACAGUGACGUGAUCUGCGAGUUCCCCUUCGAGGACAUGCUCCGCUUCCACAAGCAGCACGGCAAGGAGGGCACCAUCGUGGUGACCAAGGUAGAGGAGCCAUCCAAGUAUGGCGUGGUGGUGUAUGAAGCAGAGAGCGGGCGCAUACACCGCUUCGUAGAGAAGCCGCAGGUCUUCGUCUCCAGCAAGAUCAAUGCAGGGAUGUACAUCUUUAGCCCCUCCAUGCUGAACAGGAUCCAGCUGAGACCCACCUCUAUAGAGAAGGAGAUCUUCCCUGUGAUGGCCGGGGAGGGACACCUGUAUGCCAUGGAGCUGCAAGGUUUUUGGAUGGACAUCGGCCAGCCCAAGGACUUCCUGACGGGGAUGUGCAUGUACCUGCAGUCUGUGAGACAGCAGGGCCCAGAGAGGCUGCGCACGGGGCCUGGCUUCCUGGGGAACGUGCUGGUGGACCCCUCCGCUCAGAUUGGGGAGAACUGCACCAUCGGGCCCAACGUGACGCUGGGGGCGGGGGUGGUGCUGGAGGACGGAGUGCGGAUCAAGCGCUGCACCGUGCUGAAGGGGGCGCGCAUACGCUCCCACUCCUGGCUGGAGUCCUGCAUCAUCGGCUGGAGCUCCACCGUCGGCCAGUGGGUGCGCAUGGAGAAUGUGACCGUGCUGGGGGAGGACGUGAUCGUGAACGACGAGCUCUACCUGAAUGGUGCCAACGUGCUUCCUCACAAGUCCAUAACAGACUCAGUGCCUGAGCCCCGCAUCAUCAUGUAGGCCACGCCCCCCCCUGCUGUCAGGCUGGAGGAGGGGUGGAGUCACCAGGGCAGGGAUGUGAGGAGGCGGGGCCAGAGUGACAGAAGGCAGAGACCCAGAUGGAGGCAAAGACAAUUAGAAUGUGGCUGCUGUGAUAUUCACUAUGCAUGGCAGAGAACAACUAACAGUUGUAGUACAGACCAUAGGAGUGUGUAUGUCUGUCUGGGUGUGUGUGGGUGUGCGUGUGUGUGUCUGUGGGUGUGUGUGUCGCUGUAGAGCAUAUUAAUGUGUGUGUGACGUGUGUAUUGGGAGUGAGGAAAAUGAGUGUGAUUUUUGCAAAUGUGAAAUGGUACAACAGUGAGAGAGCAGGUAGGGGCAAGGUCAGGAGUGUGUGUAUGCGUGUGUGUGUGUGCAGCAGUGUAUGAACUGUGUCUAUGAACUGUAUCAGUCAAGAUCAAAUACUGUCCAGGUAGCUGCAUAAACCCAUUAGUCUGACAGAACAUUUUAUUUCAAAUCCAAUUAAAAACAUUUUUGUGUGUCAGAAUAGAGAGGAAACAGUCCAAGUGGCUGCAAAGAAGCUUUAAGGUGGUUUCAUUGUCACUUUGCCUUAAGAAGCAAUCUGUUUCCUCUCUUCCUUUUUUUCUAUUAUAACCUGAUGCCAACAUCAACCACAAGCCUGUAAGUCCUGCUACAACGUUGAGUUGAAUCAGGAAUAUUUAUAGGCUCCAUUUAGAUUGAUAGAUUUUGCUUAGCCUGUUGAGCGUAAAUCUUGGCACAGCCAUUGUUUGUUUAGGCAGGACUUUCUGCAGCAAAGUGCUAGCACUGUCUCCAAAUCCAGAUUUUUACUAAUCCUUCUAUUAAAGCCUUGAAUUCCCAAAUCUGUUAGGUUAAAAAAGAAAGAAAAUCUAAAACAUUGAUCAUUCCAUUUAGUCAUAAUGCAGUUACUCAACAGAGGUAUGUAAAGGUUAUCAGUUUUUAAAAAUCUUUUUUUUUCUGACCACAGGCCUUGUGUGUGAAUUCAGCAGACAGCAUUAAUGUGUCAGUGACAGUGUGAGUGAAAGAAUAGCAUGUGAAAAAGUGUAGUGAGAGUGUAUUUGGAUGGGAAGGGCUAAAAUAACAUGAUGAGGUGUAAAUGGUGACUACCGUAAAGACCAACGCGUAUAAUUGAUUGCCUCAGGCCCCCACGCGCCUGUCUUCAGCCCCGCUGGUCACAUGCACUGGGGCGCUGUCUGCCAAUGAGCGGUGCCACUGACCACUAACUGAACAAUUACCCAAGUGAAGACACACAUGUUUUAAUGAAGUACUUUUUAUAAUACAAUUUUUGGAUCCAUGA
Molecule: messenger RNA, 2723 nt
Organism: Anguilla rostrata (American eel)
Lineage: Eukaryota; Metazoa; Chordata; Actinopteri; Anguilliformes; Anguillidae
Gene: gmppb
Product: GDP-mannose pyrophosphorylase B
Exons: 10
Coding region: 329-1411 (360 amino acids)
Biological process (GO): GDP-mannose biosynthetic process
Cellular component (GO): cytoplasm
Molecular function (GO): GTP binding; mannose-1-phosphate guanylyltransferase (GTP) activity
Source: RefSeq, a predicted model, not a curated record